ACUUAGCUUUUACAUGGCUGGCACCACCGCAAACUUUAACAAGUGUUCAUCAGUGUGCAGGCCACAGGUGCUUAGAUAACACACAGCUGUGGAUCUGGACCAUCCACCUUGUACAUACCAGAGUUAUGGCUUUCACUAUCCUGCCAAGUGUCCACAAAAAUGGUACCAUUGUAACGCAUUUUGGGGACACAGUGCUCAUUUUUGGUGUUGUGCCUAGAGGGGAAGCUUUGAAUUGGUCGGAAUAUGUCCGAAGAGUCUGAAGAGAUGAGAGGAAGGUUUUGGAAGUGGCUGAUUGGUAUGCCUCUGGGACCAGGCUUGUUUGUGUCGAGCCUCAAGCCGUCCCUGCCAAUCCCCUCCACCCGAAGCCGACUCCCCAGCAUGUCCAGCACUAAGGUCAGCUUAUCAGACGACGGGGAGGACGUCCAGCUGAUCACGCAGCAGAAUGGCAUAUCCUCCAAGGACAUGGAGGCGGGGGGCAAGAGGGCCAAGAACAUAGGCCUGCAGCACCCUCGGGCCAUCCUCUUCCUGGUGCUGUGGUACAUCUUUAGCGGCAUUACCCUCUUCCUCAACAAAUAUAUCCUCACAUACCAAAAUGCCGACCCCCAUGUCCUUUGCGGCAUGCAGAUGCUGAUCACCAUGGUAUGUGGGCUCAUCCAACUGCGUUAUCCCCUGGGCACGUACAAGCCAGUAUUGGGCCAGAAGAAACCAGCCAAUUUUGUCAGGGGGAUGGCUACCCUUGGCCUACUACAACUGGGGACCAUAAUGUUUGGUUUGAUUGCCAUCUACUUUGUGGCAGUUAGCUUUGCUGAGACUGUCAAGAGCUCAGCACCUCUAUUUACAGUCUUGAUUGCGUGGCUAUACUUGGGUGAAAGAACAGGUGCUUUUGUCUUCUUGUCGUUGAUCCCAGUGAUGCUUGGGCUUGCUCUUUGCUCCAGCAACGAGCUCUCCUUUAGCCUGAUUGGUUUUGUCUGUGCCUUAACCACUAAUUUGUGUGAGUGUGUUCAGAGUGUGGUCUCCAAGUCCCUUCUCUCCAAUAAAGCCUAUAUUUACAAUCCAGCUGAGCUGCAGUUCUACCCCAACCUGGCUGCCGUCAUGCUCCAGGUGCCCACCUGGUACUUCUUGGUAGACUUCAAUAAGCUGAGCCAACAGAUGAGCAAGAACCUGGCCUUUGCCAUUCUGCUUGAUGGCAUCUCCUUCCACGGCCAGACAAUCACCGCUUACGUCCUCAUGUCUUAUGUCAAUCCCGUGACUUAUAGUGUUGCCAAUACCACCAAAAGAGCCUUUCUGAUCUGGCUGUCAGUGCUCCUGUUUGGCAACCCCGUGACCCUGCUGAGUGGCGUGGGGACAGCCGUGGUCAUUGCAGGAGUGCUGCUCUAUAGCAAGGCUCGAGAUUUAGAUGCCAGGAGAAGAGAGCAGUUCUCCAUAACUCAGGAUAAGAUGAAUAACAUCAGAUAAAAUUUUAUGAUUAUAUUGUUUGUCUUGGAUUUUUUUUUCUUUUCUAGUUUUAGGUAUUUUUGUAUAGAUUAUUUAUUUUUGUGCUGAGGGGUGAUGAUGUACUUAAUAUUUAAAUAAUAGUUUUUUUUUAAUGAAAUUUGAGUCACUCUGAUUUAAGGGUUUAGUUUUAUUUUAUAAUCUUAUUCAGAUUUGAAAUUUUAGUAUAGAUAUAUUAUAACAUUUUUUAAAGUGUGAUUUAAUUUCUUUUUAAUGGUGGGACAGUUUUAAUCAAUACAUUUCCAUUUAAAAAUGCAUUUCUGUUGUAUGAUGAUAUUGAAAAUGGUGAUACAUCAAGGAACAGGUGCCAUUUAAAUCACUAAUGUUCCAAUGUGUACAUAGUUGGUAUGCACAAUAAUUUUUCAUUUGCUUUCAAAGUGGUAUUUGGAGGAGUUUGUCAUGAAAGAGCACCAUACCAGUCAAAUAUAUUUUGCCCUAUAUAUCACGUGAAAUACGCACAUUCGUGUGAUAAUAAGUUUAUUAUCCUGUGUCAUAGAGAAAAGGAUAGUUCAGGACAAUGAGCAAGCGCCUAUAGUCAAUUCAUUGGCUGGUAAUCUCUCAUCCAUAUUUCCUUCUUACUCAAGCAUCUGGACCAAGAUAGUGAACCUAUUAGGCAUAGCAGCUGGAGUCGUAAUGAAGAUUUCAGAUGCUGUGUUGAGACAAAAAAGAAUUGUGCCAAUCAGUUUUAUAGUAGAUGUCUGCUAGAUUCAGUGUAGAUAGGAGGAAAUGGUUGAGAAAUUAGAGGUUUUAUAUUAAAUGAAGGACCAGGAGGCAAUAAUUAAAAGGCACUGCAAAACAGGAUCAAGCCGUUAUUUACAGUAUUUUGUUGAUCCUACAUAAAAAAAAGGUAUUUUGGAAGACAGUAUAGCAAGGUUGUGAGAAUUUUUUAAAGCUUUAUUUUUACUGAGGAGUUUGAUACAACUAAAGCAGCUCACAGAAAUUAGUGAGAAGGUAAAUGUUUAUAUUAAAUGUUAGAGAGAUAAUAUUUGAUAAUAUGCAUUUUGGAAAAUUAUUUUAUAGAAUUUUGAGGAGCUCUGAAGUUCCUGUAUUUGAUUUGAUUUGAUUUACAAUAGAGUACAUUAGUAAUCAUGUGAUUAUAAUGUUAAGCAAUAAACAAAAAGUAUACAUUGCAAAACUUCUAUUUGAAAGGAACAUGUUAUUACUAAGAAAUGGACAUUUGUGGUGAAUUUUUUUAUUAUUAUUCAUAGGUUAUUAAUAAUUAUAACCUCAAUUUUCAAGUUUUCUUAAUGAAGUAAAUGCAAACUUUGGUUGUGCAGUUCAUAUCAUAUCUUUAUCACUAACUAAUUUUGUUAAUCUUUAAUGAUUUGUUUUAAUUGGGUGUAACAAGAGAACUGCACUGUUAAUAAAUGUAACCAUCAUCUUAGUGCAUAAUAGAGUACAUGAAAUAAAACAUUUUCAUGAUAAAGCAAAUGUUGCACUUAAGACCAGCAAAGGCCAUAUGUUGCAGUUAUUGGGGCUGAUAUACAGAAUUUGAUAUAUGUGGUUAGUAAAGUGGUUAGUAUUCACACACAAAAUUUAAAGGGAAGAUUUUUUGUUUUUUGUUUUUCCUUUUUUUUGUGUGUGGAUGUCAUAUAGUUCCUGAAUGAUUUUGUUUUUAUCAUUGCAUAUUCUAUUUUCUUUAUAAUUUUGCUGUUGAUAGUUGUUGCUUUUACAGAUUAUUGUUUACUAACAGUUAGUUACUAAUACAUUCCUUUGAAGUUGAUAGUCAGUUUCUUAUAACAAGAAUAUGUAGCAUCUGGGGAGAUUACAGUAUGAAAUAUUUAGAUAGUAUAUAUAAGCUCAAAUCCUGGUUUUAUGUAAGUUAUAAAGAAAGUUAGCUCAUUGUAGAUGAAUUUUUAUUUUUUAUUCUUUGUCUUUUUUUUUAAUACAUGAUAUGAUUUUU
Penaeus indicus is the source of this 3394-nucleotide messenger RNA. RefSeq names its product solute carrier family 35 member E2A-like. The record is from RefSeq and is a predicted model, not a curated record. Gene Ontology annotation, cellular component: Golgi apparatus. Gene Ontology annotation, molecular function: antiporter activity. The coding region runs from base 244 to 1455 and encodes 403 amino acids. The transcript is spliced from 8 exons. NCBI's taxonomy places the organism in Eukaryota, Metazoa, Arthropoda, Malacostraca, Decapoda, Penaeidae.